CUAUUAUUUUUGUCAUUUGUGGUCUGGGUUUGGUUGUAUUUAAAAGGAUUCACUCAUUUUAGGAGCGGUAUUUGAAAACUGUAAGCUGUUAAAACCUUAAACUUCUUCAACUUUACGUUAGCAAUAUGGGAAUCCAAAAAAAGGAGAUCCGUAAAAAAAACAAAAAACACGUAAUUUGUAUGGCUUCCGACUUCUUUUAUCCUAACACAGGCGGAGUAGAGGAGCAUAUUUAUAAUUUAUCACUAUGUCUAAUCAAAAGAGGUCAUAAAGUAGUUAUAAUUACUCAUUCUUACGGAAAACGAGUUGGAAUAAGGUAUUUAACUUGCGGACUGAAAGUAUAUUACUUGCCUGUAAAAGUAUUUUAUGCUCAGUGUGUUCUGCCAACUAUGAUAUGCAAUAUAGCACUGAUAAGAUAUAUAUUGAUAAGAGAGAGAGUAGAGAUUGUACAUGGACAUUCUGCAUUCAGUGUAUUGUGUCAUGAAGUGUCAAUUAUAGGUAAACUUAUGGGUUUGAAAACAGUGUUCACUGAUCACAGUCUAUUCGGAUUUGCUGAUACUUCAGCUGUCUUAACAAACAAGUACCUUCAGAUGUGUUUAUGUGAAUGUGAUCAUUGUAUCUGUGUGUCGCACACUGGUAAAGAAAAUACUGUGCUCAGAGCAAAAGUAAAAGCAUACAAGGUUUCUGUGAUACCUAAUGCUGUUGAUGCCUACAGCUUUACUCCAGACCCAAGCAAAAGAGAUCCUAAUGUGAUAACAAUAGUCAUUGUAUCCCGCCUUGUAUACAGAAAAGGUGUUGAUUUAAUGGCUGCUGUAAUAGCUGAUAUGUGCCCUAGAUACCCAAGAAUAAGAUUCAUAGUUGGAGGAGACGGUCCUAAAAUGUGGCUUCUACAAGAAGUGAGAGAACAGAAAGGUUUCCAACACUGUGUGACCCUUUUAGGAAGUCUCAAACAUUCAGAAGUAAGAGAUGUGCUUGUGAAAGGGGAUAUAUUUUUGAAUACAUCUCUUACUGAAGCCUACUGUAUGGCAAUAGUCGAAGCGGCAUCUUGUGGGUUAAAAGUAGUAUCAACUAAAGUAGGUGGUAUACCUGAAGUGUUGCCAGACAGCAUGAUUUACCUGACCGAACCAAAUGUUGGCAGUCUUGUGGAAGGAAUUCAAAAGGCCAUGGAAGACAUAGACAAAGGCAAUAUAUUAUGUCCUUUUGAAUGCAAUAUGAAGGUAAGGAAAAUGUACAAUUGGAUGGAUGUAACAAAGAGGACAGAAAUAGUAUACAACAAUAUAUCUUUGAAUAAAAAUAAUCCUUUAGGUUUACAAUUACGAAACUACCUCACAUGUGGUGUCUGGCCAUUUUUGUUAGUUAUAAGUCUUAUGUAUUUAUUGUUAAAGUUGACAGAGAAAAUAUAUAAAAGGAAACAUAUAGAUAUAGCAAGGGAUUAUAAGUUAUAGUGACAAAAAUAAGCCUGUGUGCUAAGUUGGGAAUCUAUUAGUUUUUAAGACGAAAAUUGUAUCCCAGUGUAAGGUUGUAUAACACACUGUUGCCUUGAUUAUAAAUAAGGAGUCACUAAUAUUGUUAUCAUUAAUUUGUAUAAAGUUUAAUAAGUAGGUAAAUGUACCAAAGAAAUGAACAAUUAUUUAUUUUGGAAUGAUAUUUAUUAACAUAAUAAUGAAAAAAAAAACAUUGGCUUAACUAGUCUCUAAUAAUAGUCCGCCAUUAUGAUUUAUACAAUAUACUAUAAAAUGAAUAAAUAACUUCUGUUAUUGUUAUUAUUAUUACAUUCCAGUAUUAUUAUUCAACAUCAUUGGAAUAACUUUAUAUUAAUGUUUUCCUAAUUUAUUAUAAUUAAUAAGUGUGAUUUUUAUAUACGAGACUGAUGAUUAGGUACAAUUUUUUGUAAUAAUGUAACUCGUACAUCUUCACUGGAAAUUCAAGCUCUGUGAACAAAAGAUAUAAACAUCGAUUACAUUGAUUAGUUGAUAA
Spodoptera litura is the source of this 1974-nucleotide messenger RNA. RefSeq names its product phosphatidylinositol glycan anchor biosynthesis class A (gene PIG-A). The record is from RefSeq and is a predicted model, not a curated record. Lineage: Eukaryota; Metazoa; Arthropoda; Insecta; Lepidoptera; Noctuidae. Gene Ontology annotation, molecular function: phosphatidylinositol N-acetylglucosaminyltransferase activity. Gene Ontology annotation, biological process: GPI anchor biosynthetic process. Gene Ontology annotation, cellular component: glycosylphosphatidylinositol-N-acetylglucosaminyltransferase (GPI-GnT) complex.